AAACAGUACCCGUCCUUGACAUGACGUGACCAACUCACUGAGGCACGGAACAUCUAGCGCAGAAAUCUUUAUCUUACAAAGUUCACGCAGCGCGCGCGAACCGACAACGAUGAAUUGAAUGUGCUCUUGAAGCGUGCGUGCUGCUGGUACUGCGCUAUUUUAUCACCGGCUCAAUUGAUUAACCCUGAGAUCUCCGAACUCUACCGGUAUAGCUAGGAGCUGGAUGGAGGAACUAGCAAGAACGUUCGAGCGGUAGCGAAAGCGCAUUUGGCCUACGCCAGACUUCGGGGGGACCUUUCACCGGCUAGUCCGUAGUCGUCUGAACCAUUUAUCGACUUUCCCUGAUCUCAAAACAAGUCAGAAAGAGAAGAUUGUGGAUUGCUUCUAACUUGUUUGAUAGAUCCUAGUGCUUUUUAAUCACAUAGGCUACUACAAAUGUCUCAAAAAUACAAGCGAGGGAAUGUGCUCAGUUGCACCAUGAAAAAACCUGUAGAUUUGUAUGCCAAAUCUUCAGACGGCAAAGACAAGGCAUCUUGUGGCGUGUCUGUUGUGGACAUCACUUUUCCGAAUUUUGAAUUCGUAGAUAUUGGAGAUAUUACAUUCAAGAACAACUACACUGGGUUUAUUUCAAUAAAGCUAAGAAGCAACAAAGACGGAAACCAAGGUGACCCUAAAUGGUUAACAUGUAUCAAACUCACACAGCUGAUGCCUGAUGUACAUUGUGAUGUCUCCUCCCAGGAUUACUAUACGUUUACCAGAGACCAGAUGCUGGUUUUGCCUGACAAGGUUACAGCGCUACGUCUCGUCCUACAGCAGCCUUCUACUGUCUGGGCCAACUUUGGAGUUGACAAUGUGACUAUCACAGAAUACAAUGAAGAGAGAGUAACGAUUCCUCCUAUGGUUGAAUGGCUAGAAAAACACCAACACAAAUUGGCUCAGACACCUCGUUCUGACUCUAAGAGUUUGAUGCCUGUUGAUGAGAUCGCAGCGGGGUUACAGAGGCUGUGGGCUCUGACAGCUAAGGUACAGGAGAAUCAGACGGAAAGCGCUUUGGGAAGAUUUGAUGUUGAUGGUAGCUAUGAGGUCAAUCUCUUGUCCUAUACCUGAAGCAUUCUCCUUUUGCACCCUCCUGAUGAUGAUGAUGAGGGAGAGAUCUCUGAAGCCAAGUAUGUUGACACCUCCUGAUCUAGGUUCUAAAUAAUGAUAAGAAUAUCAACAACCAGAAUUUGAGUGCAUUUAACUCUUCUAGUUGGAUUGAAAGAUGAAUCAGUUUCAGAUCGAUUCUGAACUGAUUUAGCUUUUCCCCCUCCAAAGGAGCCUGAAAUCUCUGUUAUCAUCCAGGUUGAUGGUAACUAUGGGGUAAAUCUUGUGUCCUAUACCUGAAACAUUCUCCUGUUGAUGGUGAGAGAGAGAUCUCUGAAGCAAAGAAAUGUAUGUGGACACAAGCAUGGAAGUACGGUAAUAGCUCAAGAAACAUUGAGGUACAUCAUGGAAAUCUUGAAAUUGGUAGUUGGAUGAGUUACCCCGAAGACAUGAAGUCGUUGGGCUAAAUGAUAAAAGAGAAUGUUGAGUUAUGGGGACAGUUGAAAAAUAAUUUGUGAGAAUUUUCAUUGUUAUUAUGCAAUUCACAAUGCUAUCUCAUGGCCUGAAGUCAAUUUUAUCUUUAAGUAUAUGUAUUCCUUUGACACUAAUUUAAAUCCCAAAGCACAGUAUACAAUUCUCAUGCGAUCUGAUUUUCAUAGUAAGGGCUAUUAUACUAGCUAUGGAAAUGUAAACGACCACUAUUCUCUUGAUUUAGGUUCUUAAUAAUGAUAAGAAUAUUAACAACCAGAAUUUGAGUGCAAUUAACUUUCUAGUCGGAUUGAAAGCCGAAUCAGCUUCAAGUCGUAGGCAAUCGCACUACUGGCUUGACGUCACUAAGGUUCUGAGCUGAUUUAGCUUUUACCCCUCCAAGGGAGCAUGAAAUCCUUGAAAUUUAGGUUUUAUUGAUCAUAUGACUAUUCAGAUCCUCCCUCAUUAAAAUUUUACAUGUUUAAAUGUUUAUGUAAAAUUCUAUAAAAAAUUCUUCAAAAAUCAGAUUGCAGUCGGAUCGUGUAAUGUGUCCUGGGCUGAAGACAGUCGUUCAGGUCCAGAGUAAGCAAGCCAGGAUGCUUUGCAGCUCUAUUGAUGCAUUGCCCGUAUCCAGGCUUCUAUGUGUAAAGAAUUUUAUGUCUGAUUGAUCAGAUUCUGCAAGACGUUUCUUCAGCCCAUGUCACAUCAUGUUGAUGGACUUGGAAGUACUUUGAAGUCAGGUAUGGUGAUGUUUAUUGAACUGUUUAUAACUAACUACCAGUACUCAAGGGAAAUAAGAAAAAUUGUUGUAGUAGAUAAGUGGUCUCAAUUGUUCCCUUUCUUCCAAAAUUCAUCGCGAAAUGCUUUUCAAGGAAAAGAGAGAAAUUAUUCUUAACUGAGUGAUUGCCAUUUUAAAGAUCUUUGCAGAGGCUAAUCGUAAUUACCUGGAGGAAAUUGUUUAUUCUAUAAUUUAUAAUCACUUUUUGAAGAAAGAGAUAUAAGCUUUGGGGGAAGAGGCCGAUUUCACAUCUGAAAAGUUUGUCUACAUCUGAAUAAUGUUUUAUUAUGAUCAAUGAAGUGAUAAUUGUCUCUGAGAAAAUCCAAGUUUUGUUUGUGGAGAAUUGUGUUUUAAGAAAUAUUCUUUUCUACAGUACACAGAUACUUUAUCUACGGAAGUGGUCAGUAAAGGUGUCAAUCCAUAGAUGAGUUAGAUAAGAUUUAACAAGGUCACUUUGCAGCAGCCGUAAACAUGUUUGAAAGUUCACCUGUAAGAUACAUUAAAAAAGAUUCUUUGAUCUGAUCCAUUGCCAAAGUAAUGUAGAGAGCUCUGCUCUGUUUUUCAGUCCUGACCGAAUGGCCAUGUUUUGAAGUGCCUGAUGAAGAUACUGAUAGUGUUCUUUGAAAGUCCUCAGAAUGCUUUUAUGCUGACUGAGAAGCAGAGAGACAAUGAGAAAGCUUGACAUGUUCACUUUAGUACCUUGUGAUUUUAUCAUCAUUCAAAUCUCAUUUGAUGUUUGCUUAUCUAUGUGCCUUCUUAUUUAUUAUUUCUCAUGAGAAAAAAAACUUGCAUAAUUUUAUAACUUUGUUCAUUUUUGGAAAAAGAAAAAUGAUUUGAAGUGGUUAUGUGAUAAUGUGCUCAUAAAAGCUCUUCUGUUAGUACUUGAUAGAUGUCAUAACCAGUUCACAUGUAUCGUCUGUUUGGAGCCAGAAGGGUGUUAACUCAUAUACUUUCACAUAGCUAACGCCUUUCUGGCUCGACACAGAUGGUACAUUUAAUUAUUUGUAAUAAAAGGUGAUUUGUAUUACCAUGCAGACAUAUCGAUAUUACAGUAUAGAAGUAUAUAUAUUAAUUCUUUUGAAUCAAUACAGGUAAUUUUGUGGAAAUGAUGUCUUAAAUGUUAUAUUAAAGAUGACUUGAAAUGAACAGAACUAA
Messenger RNA from Strongylocentrotus purpuratus (purple sea urchin), 3484 nucleotides. RefSeq names its product nicolin-1 (gene nicn1). Gene Ontology annotation, cellular component: nucleoplasm. The record is from RefSeq and is a predicted model, not a curated record. Lineage: Eukaryota; Metazoa; Echinodermata; Echinoidea; Camarodonta; Strongylocentrotidae. The transcript has 7 exons. The coding region runs from base 436 to 1107 and encodes 223 amino acids.